AAUGCAGCGUUUAAAUUGCCUCCUGGUCCAACUCCUCUUCCGAUCAUUGGUAACCUGCAUUUGGUGGACAUCAGAAGGCAAGAUAAGUCACUAAUGAAGGUAGGACAAAAAACCCAAACCUGGAUCCUCGUGCAUUAUAAAGCUGCCUGGGCUAUAACAGCGCUAAUUUUUGAUCUUUUUUAUAUAAUUUGAACUAAGUAGUAAAGGUGUGGAAACUGCUUUGUAAUAUUUUCUUUCUGGUUUUCUUCUUCAAGUCAAUGUCUGUGUUGGUGCAAUGUCAUUUAUGAGCAAUCAACCGUUAAGCAAAACACCUCUGGGUAAUACGAGAUUUCUUCAUGUAAUUGUGAUGAUGUACAUGAAGUCUGCAGCGCUUGUGGGACUUUAAGUAUUAAUUUGACAGCUCUGACACCCAGAAAAUGUGGACAGCAUUAGGAAAGAACUAGCGUGAACGGAAACGGCUUCCUUCCCUGCGUCCUAGAGAAGCAGAGGGGGAAUGUCGUGAUGCAGUGACCCCAAAUCCAGAUGUCCCAUUACAAAGCCCAUUUCCCUUUUGCAUUAAAGUCUGGACGGCAGCAGAAGGGUGAGAUAGGAAGGUUGAGCUGAAGAACCAGAAGAAGCCUGGAAGCUCUUCCAUUGGCUUGCAAUCAGAACAACUUACCCCUCUCAUGCCGGAGCUGUGUGUUGGUGCCAGGUACAACUGGCACAGCUGGCACUGCAGAUCGCUCCCUCCUCGAGUGAGGGCUCCAUCGCUCCGGUGCUGUGUGAAUGCAGGUGGCUGUCGGGUGUGCAGUGCUGGACUGAGGCUGCAUUGCUGCCUUAUGAGCAGUGCAGGGCUGGGGCAGCUCACCCAGUGUGCUGGGCACAAGUUUGCCUUAAGGCUGUUUCUGAGUGACCUCUGCAUGCUCUCACUGUUGUAUUUGCAGUCACCUAUAUUUGACUUUAAUUUGGGAUUAAUUCAGAGGGGUUAUCCCUGCUCCUCACCCACAGAUAACAUUAAAGCAGUGUCUGCACUGUACUACAGUUGGCUGGGCAAACUGCUGGGGUGCUGCUGGGCAGGUGGGGAUGCACUUUCUCCUCUCCAUGAGCUGUGGUUGCACUGUGUGGGCUGAGGCUGUGUGCAUGCAGCUGGGCAGCACCUGGAGCCACCCACUGCCCUCCUUCAGCCAUUGCAGACCCUUCCCCACUGCGCUGCUCUGCAGCUGUUGCUCCAGUCCCUUGAUCUAGCAGCAGCAGGAGCACAGGAGAGGAGCUCCUGUAUAACAGUGUCACUAUUUGCACUAUUCUGGUCUUUCUCUGGUUUGGUCAACCCGCACUGCCAUCCAAAGUCCAAUUUAACUCCACUUCUCUUUUUUCACUUUCUCCUUAACAAAGAGACCAGAUUAGCAAUGCACUGACAGGGGGUGGGCAAUAAAUUCAAGCACCCUUCUGCUCACCCAUGCAGAACAUCCCAUGCUUAACCACGGGGAGUGCUGGCUGAGGGACUUUCCCCUAUUGCUGACCAUCACAGCUUGCCUCUCUUUCAGCUUGCGGAAGAAUACGGCCCGGUCUUCACCCUCCAUUUUGGCUUCCAGAAAGUUGUGGUCCUGACUGGGUGUGUUCUUCUCUAUUGGCGAUCUGUGGAGAACAACGCGCCGGUUCACCGUCUCCAGCAUGCGCAACCUCGGCAUGGGGAAGCAGAUGAUGGAAGGGAAAGUUUUUGAGGAGCUUCACUUCCUCAUCGAGAAGAUCAAAUCCUUUAAAGGGGAACCUUUCAGCCUGAGGUCCUUCAGCAUUGCUCCGAUCAACAUCACCUUCCUCAUGCUCUUUGGAGACAGGUUUGACUAUAAGGACCCAACAUUUCUCACUCUCCUAAGACUCAUAGAUGAAGUUAUGGUUCUUCUGGGAUCUCCGUACUUGAACUAUUUCAAUUUCUACCCAUUCCUUGGAUUUCUUUUCAAAACCCACAAGAUUUUGCUUAAGAAAAUAGAAGAUGUGCGUGUCAUUAUAAGGCAAUACAUGAAGGCAAGCAGGGAAGAUAUCAAUGAGAACAGUGUGAGGAGCUACACUGACGCCUUGGUAUUCAAGCAGCACGAGGAGAAAAACAAGAAAGACAGCCUCUUCCAUGAUGACAACUUAAUAGCAUCCAUACUCGACCUGGUCAUGGCGGGCACAGAGACCACAGCCACCACGCUGCAGUGGGCCAUCCUGCUGAUGAUGAAAUACCCAGAGAUCCAAAAAAAGGUGCAGGAGGAGAUUGGAAGAACUGUCAAAGCUGGAAGCUGGGCCACGUACGAGGACCGCAAGAACAUGCCAUUCACUAACGCGGUGAUCCACGAAGUGCAGAGGUUCAUCACCCUCCUGCCCCACGUUCCGCGCUGCACCGCUGUGGACACCCACUUCAGGGGAUACUUCCUUCCCAAGGGGAUAAUUGUCAUCCCAUCGCUCACCUCAGUGCUGUUGGAUAAGACGCAGUGGGAGACACCGCACCAGUUCAACCCCAACCACUUCCUCGAUGCUGAAGGGAAUUUUGUCAAGAGGGAGGCUUUCCUGCCCUUCUCCACAGGGCGAAGGAACUGCAUCGGAGAAAGCCUCGCCAAGAUGGAGCUGUUUGUCUUCUUCGUAGGGCUGCUGCAGACGUUCACUUUCCAACCUCAGCCAGGAGUUUCAGAGGCUGACUUGGACCUGACCGUCCCCGAAACGACUUUUACAUUAAGGCCUCGGCCUCAGGCGACCUGUGCCAUCCUGCAUGAGUAGCCAGGGCCUGCAGCGGGUCAGCCAGGCAGGGACACUGCCAAGGCCCAUCUUAGCUAUGCUGGGGCUCUUCACCCCAUCCCAACAUGCCACACUCUGUCAUCUUUCCCUCCCACUGUCUCCGUCCACUCCCACCCCUACAUCUCCCCAUAGGUCACUGACCCGCUCUUUGCUCCCAUGCUGUGGAGGGUGAAGGUAAUCAAUGAGAAAGCACAAUCCUGGUGACCCUCCCAGAGAGGGACACGGAGCAGCUGAAGGACCAUGGGGUGCGUGCCCAUGAGAUGUAGGUGUGACAUUCACACUUCAAUACCAAAGAAGUGAGGCUCACAACACUGCAGAAAUCUGCCCAAAAUUCCCAGUCAAGACACACCAACCUUCACUGGGAGCUGCAGAAAUACGCUGUAGGUGCUUCCUGAGCCAAGCUUUCUAAUCAGCCAGAGCUUCCAGCAAAAUCCCACUGGGGCAGGCAGCCAAGUCAAGCACUGAGAGUUCAAAACAACCCAUCCAUGGGCUGUGGGGAUGAAGUUCUUCCUCCCUGAAACACAGUCCUGAAAGACACCUUAAAGUCUGCAAACCUGUCUAGAUAGCCAAGAGUUGCUGCCACCACAUUCAAUGCUGCUCCACAGUCUGAAUGGAAGAAGAUCUACAUUUAUAAGUUUGCAGUUUACAUUCAUACCAGCAAGUGACCAUAAAAGUCUAAUGAUGCAGGAAAAUAAAGUGACUCAUUUCUAGUUUUA
Messenger RNA from Coturnix japonica (Japanese quail), 3467 nucleotides. The record is from RefSeq and is a predicted model, not a curated record. NCBI's taxonomy places the organism in Eukaryota, Metazoa, Chordata, Aves, Galliformes, Phasianidae.